Messenger RNA from Lasiodiplodia theobromae, 1914 nucleotides. RefSeq names its product Monophenol monooxygenase. The record is from RefSeq and is a predicted model, not a curated record. NCBI's taxonomy places the organism in Eukaryota, Fungi, Ascomycota, Dothideomycetes, Botryosphaeriales, Botryosphaeriaceae. Gene Ontology annotation, molecular function: oxidoreductase activity. The coding region runs from base 1 to 1914 and encodes 637 amino acids. The transcript is spliced from 6 exons.
AUGAGUUCCCAACCCAGCUCUGUCGGCCGCAAUGGGUUUGCUAAUAGCCACGCUAACGGCAGUAGCAAUGGAAACGCCAAUCCAAAUGGCUACGAACCCGAAGCGCAAAACGGUGGCGCUGCUGCGCUGGAGCUCUCGCUGUUCAUCAGAGCCAUGACGAAACUCCAGAAGCUGGGGAUUCAUGACCAGCUUUCCUACUUCCGCCUCGCCGGAAUCCACGGUCUCCCCAAGAAUGUCUCAUGGAAUAUGAAUUUGCCACCAAUCCCCCGAAACGAUCCGCAGAUGGAUGAGAAGAUCAAGGCUGGCCAAGGCGGCUUCUACUGCAUGCACAACAAAUACAGGUUCGGGACGUGGCAUCGAGUGUACAUGAUAUUGUUUGAGCGGAGAAUCAGCGACCUAAUGAAGGAUGAAGUAAAGGCCAUGAAGAUCGAAAACAACCAAGACAGAUCUGCGUGGCAGGCGGCAGCUAAUCGCUGGCGUCUGCCGUACUGGGACUGGGCGGCCACCGAACGACUUCCCGAGUUGGUAUGCAAUGAGAACAUCUCCAUUGUUACCAGCUGGAAUGGCGGAACUGGGACUCCUGACAAGAAAGAUGUCCCCAAUCCCAUGUACAGAUUUCAGAUGCCUGGUGGUCAGCCCAUGGGCCACAAAUCGUACGGUGACUACCGCAUUGACGCCAGCGAUGGGCUUCCAUUUGAUUUGUGCAUCGGCACAUCGCGACAUGCUAUAAGUUGGUACACCGAGAAAAGCGCGUGGAUCGAUGGCAUGACCAAUGUUGACCAAGUCAACACCACCCUCAAAGACCAUUGGUGGUCUACGAGUACGCCUAAAGAGCAGAUGCACGAUACAAUCCAGGAUGCCGUUCAGCGUCUGCUCAAUCCCAACUACAACGCCUCCUGGGAACAGUUCAUCUCCACCAAGUAUGUAGGCAAGCCAGACGACCCUAAGGAAUACAUGUCCCUGGAGGCCAUCCACAACAACAUCCACGACUGGACCGGUGGCUCGGAUGGCACCCAAGCUGGCGGGGGCGGCCACAUGUCCUCUGUACCGGUAGCUGCCUUCGACCCUGUCUUCAUACUGCAUCACUGCAACGUCGAUCGUAUUAUGUACCUUUGGCAGAUCAUACCAGAAAAUCAGGACAAGUGGUUCAACAACGAACCAAGCGACGACGACGACGACGCCGCCAUGGCGCCCUUAAAGCCUUUUCGCACUCCAGAGCAGCCCGUUGAUUUCUACAACUCCAACAUGGUCCGCUCCUUGAAGAAUUUGAACUAUACAUACGACGAUGUGGUCGGCCAGGCCCCAGACGCGACUCUUCCCAGCGACAGGCUCCAUGAUGCGCUUCCGAAUGAAUCACAGCUCGCUAAGCACAUCAACGGUUUGUACGGCGCUCAUCUGCCUGCCGUCUCUGCCCCACGCGGCGGCGAGCAUCCAGCAGCUGCAAAAGUGGAUUUCAUUGUAAACGUCGUUUACAACCGCUACGCCCUCAACGGCCUCCGCUACGCGAUCCGCGUCUUCCUCGGCGACCACUGCGUGGGCGCCAUCCACACCUUCUCCACCCCCAUCAAGGACGCCGACGGCUCCACCCGCUGUCCGCAAUGCGAGAAGCAGUCCGACAAGAAGAUUCUCUCCCGCGCACAAGUUCCCAUCCUGCGCGCCGUCAGGCACCGCGUUCCGCCCACGCCCGGCGAGAACGCGGAUGCGUAUACGAAGAGGGUUGAUGAGUACCUGCAGGAAAAUCUGCGCUGGGUCGCGAUGCUCGAUUCGGGCGCCCAGAUUCCGAAGGCGGCGUUGCCGGAUGUUCAGGUCACGGUGCUGGCGGGGAGGUUCCAGGCGCGCAGGGCUGAUGACGAGUGGGUCCGGUUUGGUGGGCAUGUGCCUUUGCCGGGGGCAACUGCGAAGGCUCGGGAGUGA